AUGUUCGGACCAUCGUCACUUUUGCGAGCCGCUCGUAUGGGAACGUCUCUUUCCAGUCUUUUUAGACGUGUUUUGUGGCAAGGGGCCAAGUUUUCGGAUCUCACUAGAUCGGCUAUCGCUUUUCAAGGGAAAUUUUCGGAUUUUCGAAGGCCAGGUUUUUGUCGUCUCGACUCUUUUGCAAUGGCGCCUCGAUUCAGCUUCUAUGCGGUGGCCAAUGGACGGAAUACUGGCAUCUACUCAUCUUGGGACGAGUGCAAGAAACAAGUUGAUGGCUAUGCAAAUGCCAAGUUUAAGAAGUUUGGUACUAAAAUGGAAGCGCUUGGUUUCAUUCGAGAACAUGAUCAGCUAAAAGUUUGUACAAAAGUCAUCCUGAAGAAAAAACAAGUACAAAAGAAUGACAAAAAGGAAAAAAAGAAAAUUCAAGAAAUGUUGUUGAAAGUGGAGGAGUCUGAGCGGCGGACAUCAACGAAAUCAGAGGAUGGCUACGAAAGAAACACCGCCGGAUUCGUGGUGGUUUACACUGAUGGCGCUUGCUCGAACAACCACAAGCGAUCAAAAGCUUUGGCUGGUUAUGGAGUUUUCUGGAACGAUGAUCACCCAGAUAAUGAAAGUGGACCGAUAACUGGUGAACAGACGAACAAUCGGGGAGAGGUCACGGCCGUAAUUAGAGCUAUCGAAAUUGCGAUGAAGAAUGGUCUUGAUGCGCUUUGUGUUCGCACUGAUUCACAGUUUCUGAUCGACUCUAUGACUAAAUGGGUGAAAGGUUGGAGAAAGAAUGGGUGGAAAACGGGCUCCGGGGAACCAGUGAAAAACAUCGAAUUGAUGAAGAGGUUGGACGAGUUGACGCAAUCGAUUCGGGUUGUUUACGAGAAAGUCCCGGCGCACUCGGGUGUUUAUGGGAAUGAGAUGGCCGAUCGACUUGCCGUGCAAGGAGCCGAACGAGCAAAC
Molecule: messenger RNA, 948 nt
Organism: Mesorhabditis belari
Lineage: Eukaryota; Metazoa; Nematoda; Chromadorea; Rhabditida; Rhabditidae
Source: the annotation of a GenBank genome assembly